Messenger RNA from Syngnathoides biaculeatus (alligator pipefish), 1257 nucleotides. RefSeq names its product voltage-dependent L-type calcium channel subunit beta-4-like. Gene Ontology annotation, biological process: chemical synaptic transmission; regulation of voltage-gated calcium channel activity; calcium ion transmembrane transport. The transcript has 13 exons. Gene Ontology annotation, cellular component: voltage-gated calcium channel complex. The coding region runs from base 1 to 1167 and encodes 388 amino acids. Gene Ontology annotation, molecular function: high voltage-gated calcium channel activity; protein binding. NCBI's taxonomy places the organism in Eukaryota, Metazoa, Chordata, Actinopteri, Syngnathiformes, Syngnathidae. The record is from RefSeq and is a predicted model, not a curated record.
AUGUCUGACUCCAGCGCUACAGGACUGAUCUGUAACAAGGGUUCAGCCGAUUCCUACGUUAGUCGCCCCUCGGAUUCCGACCUGUCCCUGGAGGACGACCAGGAGGCGUCUCGGCGCGAAGCCGAGCGCCAAGCUCAGCUACAGCUCGAGAGAGCCAAGUCAAAAGCAGUGGCCUUUGCCGUCAAAACCAAUGUUAGUUAUUGCGGGGCUCUGGAUGAAGAUUGUCCAGUCCAAGGCGCAGCUAUUAAUUUCGAAACCAAAGACUUUCUGCACAUAAAAGAGAAAUACAACAACGACUGGUGGAUCGGUCGACUGGUGAAGGAGGGUGCGGACGUCACGUUCAUCCCGAGCCCAGUCAAAUUGGAGGCCAUCAGGAUCAAGCAGGAGCAGAAGGCAGCGGCGAGGAAAGGAGGCAACGCGUCAUCCGGAGGCUGGAGGUCUACACCACCAUCUGCAGCCAAACAGAAGCAGAAACAGACGGAACUCGUGCCCCCAUACGAUGUCGUUCCCUCCAUGCGGCCGGUGGUGCUGGUAGGGCCAUCGCUUAAAGGUUACGAGGUGACGGACAUGAUGCAGAAAGCAUUGUUUGACUUCCUAAAGCACAGAUUUGACGGCAGGAUCUCCAUCACACGGGUGACCGCGGACCUGUCGCUUGCCAAACGCUCGGUGCUGAACAAGAAGGCCAUCAUGGAGCGAUCCAACACGCGCUCCAGCCUGGCUGAGGUCCAGAGUGAGAUCGAGAGGAUCUUUGAGCUCGCCAAGUCUCUGCAGCUGGUUGUCCUGGACGCAGACACCAUCAAUCACCCUGCACAGCUUCUCAAAACUUCUCUGGCACCCAUCGUCGUCUACGUCAAAGUGUCCUCGCCCAAAGUUUUGCAGAGGCUGAUCAAAUCUCGAGGGAAGUCCCAGAGCAAACACCUGAAUGUCCAGAUGAUGGCGGGGGACAAGCUUGCGCAGUGUCCACCUGAGAUGUUUGACGUGAUCCUGGAUGAGAACCAGCUGGAGGACGCCUGCGAACAUCUGGCCGAGUAUCUGGACAUUUACUGGCGUGCGACCCACCUUCCUUGUUCUGCCCCCGUCAACCCGGCCCAGGACCAAAGUGUGAUCACGCCCCCGUCCGCUAACUCCAGUCAACAGUUCUCGGAGACUCAAGAGUUAAUCGAGUGACGACUUCCUCGCACUUGUCACGACGCCAGGGAGGUUGCAAGGUGCUUACUCCCUUCUCCUCCCGUGGAAGGCCGGCAGUGCCACCGUGCG